Molecule: messenger RNA, 425 nt
Organism: Phalaenopsis equestris
Lineage: Eukaryota; Viridiplantae; Streptophyta; Magnoliopsida; Asparagales; Orchidaceae
Source: RefSeq, a predicted model, not a curated record
AGGACCAACAUCUUCAUCAGCCCACCAGGUGCUCCACCUCUAGUAGGAGGUUAUGGCUACGGUUCUCCGUUCUACGGUGGGUGGGGAUGGUCACCAUUCACUUUCUUCGUGCCGGGGCCAAGCAUUGCCGUAGGAAUUGGCGGAGGCUUUGAGUUUUUUGCCGCCAUCUUAGUGUUGGGAGCCAUCGCCACUGUAAUUAGAAGAUUGACAGGGCGGAGGGAGGAAGAAGAAGAAGAUUUUUGAUGAUAUAUAUACAUACAUAUAUUUGUUAUGAUACCUUGAAUUAUAUGUUUCUCUAGCUUCUCUUGUUAUAAUAAGCACAUAUAUGUUCCUUUUUGUAUGUAAAUCUGUAAAUGUGAGUUAUGGGAUACUUAUGUUGGUUAAAGUGAAACGUUGCGGUAAAUAAAGUUUCAUUUUAAUUGAAA